This is a messenger RNA of Pelmatolapia mariae (spotted tilapia), 2864 nucleotides long. It is a transcript of the gene b3galt1b, whose product is annotated as UDP-Gal:betaGlcNAc beta 1,3-galactosyltransferase, polypeptide 1b. The record is from RefSeq and is a predicted model, not a curated record. NCBI's taxonomy places the organism in Eukaryota, Metazoa, Chordata, Actinopteri, Cichliformes, Cichlidae. Gene Ontology annotation, molecular function: N-acetyl-beta-D-glucosaminide beta-(1,3)-galactosyltransferase activity. Gene Ontology annotation, cellular component: Golgi membrane. The transcript has 2 exons. Bases 344 to 1330 code for a protein of 328 amino acids.
CAUGUUUCACCCCCCUCCUCAGUCGAACAACGGUGCUUUUUAGGAUGCUGGAGCAACGCGGUAUCAUAUCAUCAGGACCACAAGUCUGAGUGGGAUGGAGACAGUGAGUGAGAUGUAAAUGGAGAAGCAGCAGUGUCACAAAGAGGGAGGUGGACGUCCAAACAGUUUUAAAGUGCUUUAAAAUCCAAAAAAGAUCCUUUCUGUCUGAAGUAAUCCAUUACUGACCAUUAAUGUCAAACCGCAUGCUGGAGCAGCUUAAUGCUGCCUCACCAGGUGAAACGUCACUAAUGGAAAGAAAGCCUUAUAAGAUCCUACUCAUUAAAACACACCUAAAUGCAGCAUAAUGCCUUCCAAAGUGUCAUGUUUAUACCUGUUGACAGUGGUCUGCUGGGCGAGCGCUCUGUGGUACUUGAGUAUAACUCGCCCGACGUCCACGUACGUUGGCCACAUGUCAGUGCCUAUACGGAAGACUGUGAAACCUCAUAAAAACAUCACCUUCAACAACAUCCGCACCCGCCCCCUUAACCCACACGCCUUUGAGUUUGUCAUCAAUGAGCCCAAGAAGUGCGAAAGCGUCACGCCCUUUCUGGUCAUUCUCAUCAGCACCACCCACAAAGAGUUCGAUGCGAGGCAGGCCAUCAGGGAGACCUGGGGCGAUGAGUCGACCUUCGGCGACGUCCGCAUCCUCACGAUCUUUCUGCUGGGCAGGAACACGGACGCUGUGCUGAACCAGAUGGUGGAACAGGAGAGUCAGAUCUUCCAUGACAUCGUGGUGGAGGACUUUAUCGAUUCCUACCACAAUCUAACCCUCAAGACCAUGAUGGGAAUGCGCUGGGUGGCGACUUUCUGCCCCAAAGCACAGUAUGUCAUGAAGACAGACAGUGACAUCUUUGUCAACAUGGACAAUCUAAUCUACAAGCUCCUGAAACCCAACACCAAACCAAGGAGGAGAUAUUUCACUGGCUACGUAAUAAACGGUGGUCCCAUUAGAGAUAUGCGCAGCAAGUGGUACAUGCCCAGAGACUUGUAUCCGGAAAGCAAAUACCCACCUUUCUGCUCGGGCACUGGCUACGUGUUCUCAGCAGAUGUAGCUGAGCUAAUCUACAAGACUUCAUUACACACAAGACUGUUGCACCUGGAGGAUGUCUAUGUGGGACUGUGUUUGCGAAAGCUGGGCAUACACCCUUAUCAGAACAGUGGUUUUAAUCACUGGAAAAUGGCUUACAGCCUCUGCAGAUACAGGCGGGUUAUCACCGUCCACCAGAUCUCCCCGGAGGAGAUGCACCGUAUUUGGAAUGACAUGUCCAGCAAGAAACACUUGAGAUGUUAGGGGACACGAGAGACACUUACAAAACAAAACAAAAAACUUUAUUUUUCCCUUUUUCUUUGCCUUUUUCACCAUUUAAAAUAUUAUCACCGAAUGAUGUAAACACUGAGAGGGCUGCUGCGAGUCUAUUUCAAGACAGACGUUUUCAUUAACAUCCAUCUACGUCUAUUUCUCACCUCAUGAUUGUUAAUGAAUGCAUGAGGCUUGUAAAGUGUGUAUUCUCAUGCAUAAUUAAAAUGGGGUGUUGUUAGUGAAAGUAAUUUGUUCAUGUACUCCAGGUCCAAUUUACGUAGACUAUUCUUUAAAGGCAUUAAGUCAAUCAGCGUUAAGCAUUAAUUAGUGUGGCCUAACAGUUUGAGUCGGCAACAUUUUCUAUUCUAAAGUGUCCUUGAGCAUGACACUGAAUCUCUACCAGCUGCUGACCGAGCAAGCCUGACCUUCUCUAAGGAUUGCAAGCCAAAAGAAAAAAAUGUGUGGAAAUCAAUAAAGUAUCUACUUACCAUAUUAGAUCCCUGUAUGAUGCACUUCAGAAAUGUUUCUUAGAAGUGAGAGAAGAGUUCUUUUACAAUAAGAAUGCAAAUGUAACUCUAAUUAGAAAAACAAAAAAAAAACCAGGUCGCAUGCUGUGCUCUCACUUUUCCAUCUUACAAAGCUGAAAACAGGCUGCAGUCAAUUAUCAAUCAUCUAACGGAAGCUGAAAGGAUAAUUUGGCAUGAAAAGAAUUUAUAAGGCCAAAUGUUUGGGUUUUAAUCAACUCACACAGUUAAUCAGUCUUUUUUCUCGAAUUUUCCUGAUGUUUUUGUUUACAUUUUGUCCUCAUUUCACCACCUAUUUCUCUGAGAAAGCUGUAUGUAUAUUUCAGUUUUUAGAUGCAUUUUGUUGUUUUCCCACUCUGACAUUUUCACUCUUGAGGUAAUUAUGUGUUUCAGCUAUCAGCUUCUCAUUACUGCAGCUGCUGCUCUUGGUUAUGUACGCUGUAUAUCAUCAGCUAUUUCAGCUCAUCAGCCUCUUCCACACAUCAAGAGAAAUGCAGCAUCAUGUCGUACAAGUAUCAGUUUAAUUGUAACUAAGACCAUUACCGACUUGAUGAAUUAUCAUAUGUAUCUGGCGUAUCAGUAAUUAUGGAAGAACUGCUUCUGACAUCAUCGAGAACAUUGUCUCUUGAACAACGUGGCGUUCACAGCCAAAUUUCCUUUUCCUUUUAUUUUUCUUUCAAAGGUUUUGUAGUAUUAUAAGCUAAUGUGGCAUCUACUGUGAAACCAUCUAUCCCAUAAGGGGUUGUUGUUAUAUAUUGUAUGUUUUUUAUAUUAAAAAACAAAUACUUGAAUAAUUAAAGUUAUAAUACUGCUUUUACUCAGUGCCUUCUUCCAGUUUCAUCAGUUGGCGGGUGGUGAAGGGUUGCAGCUUUAUUGGCUUUUUUUGUUUUUUUUAGAGAUUUUGUAUUGUGGAGGGCAGUUUGCUUUUUGUAAUCAAUUAUUUAUUAGACUUAUAUAAAAAGAGGAAAGCGAGUGAAAAAGAAAAGAAAAAGAGUGGGUAG